Molecule: messenger RNA, 1473 nt
Organism: Volvox carteri f. nagariensis
Lineage: Eukaryota; Viridiplantae; Chlorophyta; Chlorophyceae; Chlamydomonadales; Volvocaceae
Exons: 4
Coding region: 1-1473 (490 amino acids)
Biological process (GO): DNA recombination; DNA integration
Molecular function (GO): DNA binding
Source: RefSeq, a predicted model, not a curated record
AUGUCAACUAUUAAUGACAAUGCGCCAUCGACAGAGACCGUAGCCACCGUUCCAGGCACCAUGGCCAAUGAGCAGAAGGUGCCAAGAGACGUGAUCGGUCACCGUCUGCAAGCCUUCGCAGGCUUCCAUCUCGGCUUACAGCUCAUUCGCAGCUACCUCGAUGCUGGCUGCUAUGAGAGGGCUGCUGAGUGGACCGACCCGCUCCAGCUUCGCGCCGAGAUCGGUAUGGAGUUGUUGGCGCCCGCGUGCGCAGUCGUUGGCGCCACGUGCACAGUUGUUGGCGCCCGCGUGCACAGUUGUUGGCGCCAGCGUGCGCAGUUGUUGGCGCCAGCGUGUGCAGUUGUUGGCGCCCGCGAGUGCAAUUACUUAGAUGCCCGGGCUGAGGCUCUUUUGGUCGCUCUUGGUGCGGAGGCGGACGCGGAGCUCUCCACCUUGGCGACUCAGUUUGCCCAAGUGGCCGGUCAGACACUCGCCCCACGGACGUCCAAUGAUUACGCCCGGUCUUGGGAACCUUUCCGCGAGUGGUGGGUGGCCAGGCGACUGCCCGGAAGCAUCUAUGACACCCCGGGUGAGGCGGUGGCACUCUAUCUGCUCUCCCUGCUGAACUCGUCCAAGGAAGAUAAGGUGGGGCCUGGACGGGUCCGCACAGCGAGUGCAGCAAUCAGCUCCUACUUCCGCCUAGCCGGCAGAGCGCCCCCUACAGAGCACCCUGCCUGCAGCAUCGUCCGCGACCUCGCCAAAAAGCAACUCCAAGGCCGUAAGCUGGAACGCGACGCCCUGGAGCCGGCGGACGUCACGGCGCUGGCCCGGCUGGUCGGUGGGCCAGAACCGCCCCUUGACCAGCUGAUGACCGUCACGGCCGUCGUGGUCAUGUUCGCGGGGUUCUUUCGGUUCGAUGAUGCUGCGGAGAUAAGCGUUCACGAGGACCUUCUGGUUAUCACGGCAACUGGGAUGGAUGUUUUCAUCCCUCGAUCCAAGACCGAUCAGCAGAGACAGGGUCACUGGGUUCCCAUCGCCCGCGUCGGCGGUGCCGCUUGCCCCGUGGGCCUGACAGAGCGCCUCCUCACCCUAGGACGGUACAAACGCCGCCCAGACACGCCGGACGAGGACGUUGGGCCCCUUUUGCGACCGGUCCAGUGGAACAGGGCCGGGGGGUACCUGUCAGGCCCCCUGACAGGCACGGUGGCCCAGCCGAUCCACUCCCUGUCGUACCCUGCCUUCUGCCACCGGCUCAACAAGACCCUGCAAGCGGCGGGGAUCACCCGCCGCAUCACUGCGCAUUCCAUGCGCAUAGGAGGAAAUAGCACUGCCGCCGACCGCGGUGUGCCUGCGGACCUGCGCAAAGCGCACGGCCGGUGGCGCAGCGACGCCAUGGUGCAGCACUACACACGGCGUGACGGGGAGGCGAAACUCUCCGUCUCCCGCAGCCUGGGCCUCGCCAGUGAGCAAAUGUCUCUUCGGUCUGCUGUGUAA